Molecule: messenger RNA, 3651 nt
Organism: Neocloeon triangulifer
Lineage: Eukaryota; Metazoa; Arthropoda; Insecta; Ephemeroptera; Baetidae
Product: RING finger protein B-like
Exons: 7
Coding region: 309-2246 (645 amino acids)
Cellular component (GO): Golgi apparatus
Molecular function (GO): protein binding
Source: RefSeq, a predicted model, not a curated record
GUUCUCUGGCAAUGCCGGUCAUGUGAUUUGGAGAGGGGUGCUCGGCGCCUGUUACAAUAAUACAUAAACCCAAGUGAGCAUCUUCAGAGCAUGCAGCAGGGGUGGCCGCGAUCAAUACCACAGGGCUUGCGCCCUUCGCGGCACCCCCUUCGCGCCGGCCGGUUGCUAAUCUUGUUUCGUCGUCUGCAUUUUCUCCUUACCGGUUGGAGAAAAACAUGCUCUGGCCACUUUUGUCUGCGAAAGAGUUGGACUAGAAGGACCCCGGCCAAAAAUCUGUUGAUCAAUACUGAAAAGAAAAUCAAGUGAAAAUGGCAGUGAAAAUUUCGCCUGCUGUCAUUUCAGUGCCAGUCUUUGACUUUUGGAAACCGGUUACCGCCGACCGCAGGAGUCCCGAAGAAACUGCACCGCCAGUCGCGUCCGGAUCAUGUUUACCUGCUGUCAACUCUGGUCUAAGAGUUAUGUGGAACGCAGUGACUCCACAGCCGUUGGACGCGGCUGCCCCUUCAUCCCGAACUAAGCACAGUGCUACCCUUCUCGGAGGCCACUUGUACCUUUUAGGAGGCAGAAAUGGCAACGUGGGUCUCAAAGACUUCUGGCGCUACAACAUCAGUGAGACGAAAUGGGAGCAGUUACGUCCUGGAGGUGAAACGCCUCCGUGUCUGCAAGAGCACACGGCCGUCGCCUACAAAGACUGCUUGUUUGUGUUCGGUGGCGAGGUGGGUUUCAGCUCGGCCACUGAGACACCCCUGUGGGUUUAUCAUGUGCGGUCAAAUUCGUGGCGAAAGGUCCGAACCCCGAAAGGAGUGCAGGUGCCUCGAGGACGCAGAGGUCACAGUGCCCUCAUUUACCAGGGCGCCAUGAUCAUCUACGGCGGAUACCAAGACUUGAGGGGCUCCACAAGUGAGCUGUGGGCCUUUGACUUUAACACAGAGUCGUGGCAUCUCUUAUCGGGCAGAGGUCGGGACGAGCCUCCUGCGCGCCACAAGCACUCGGCAGUGAUGCACGACGGCGCGAUGUGGGUCUACGGAGGAAUGACCGACCUACAAACGCGCUGUGACCUUUGGCGCUGGGACGCCCUUACAAAAAUCUGGACGAGCAUUCGCGCCAAGCAUGGGCCUGGUCCAUUGAAUGGCCACGCUGCAUGCAAGGUGGCGGCGUCGAUGCUUGUAUUUGGCGGUGAGCGCGGCGAUGGAAACGUGAGUGCCGACCUUUGGCGCUUCCAUUUCGCCACCGAGAGCUGGGAGCGAAUAACCCCCCUUGGCAUGAAGCCAUCAGCGCGUGCAGAGAGCGCCGUUCUGGUUGUAACGGAGGCGCCGACCUCCUCGCCAGUGGUGGCGCCGCGUCCCCGUUCCGUCGAACGUCGCGUGCAGCGCUCAACGUCAACGCUGGGCAACGAGGCGCCGUCCUCGCUCUUCAAUCGUCUUUCGACCGUGAACCUGACCGCCCGUCUUUCCCGCUGCAGCUACAGUGUACUGAGCAACGACAGUGCAGAGUCGGACGCCGAAUCGGCAACGUCUAUCUGCAAGUCGGCCAGCAUGCAUACUGGUGUUGCUGCGGUGCAACUACUGCAGCACCAACGCCGGCUCCCUCGAGAUAGAGUCUCUGUGCCAAAUUUUGCUUCAGCGCCUCUAACGCCAGUCGAAGCUGCAAGACUGGUCUUUGUGGACAGCAGUGAUGAUGAGGCUGAGACAGAACUUGACUCGACUCCAGAUUGCUUUACAACGCCUGAGACAGACGGUGUGCUUGACUUCCCAUCCCUCCACCAACGCUUUCAACCAACCAGGCGAAUCGCUAAGUCGGCUUCAGUCAGGUUUAACCUGGAAGAGCCUGACUCAGACUACGCCAGUGUGGCCAGCACAACGCCCCACGAUGGUCCCCUCAGCUUUAGCAAUCCAAACUAUCUAGGCCCUGAAAUUGGCCAACUGCUCAACAGUCCCCCGGACUCGCUCCUGCAGGACCCAACAGGCCGUUUUCACUCGCAGGAUCAAAUUGAGAUGAAGCAAUUAGCAUCUCCCACGCCGCGCCGAAAAGCGCCGCCAACCAGUCUGCCCUUAGGAAACGGCGAACGUCAACAUCGCCUUGCCCGAGCUCUCAGCGCCGGCCGAGCUGAACGUCGAAAAGAGCAGACACCGCCGCUCUUCAUGUACGUGGUUGGUGGCAAGGAAAAGGGUCAGGUGGUACUUUUUAAGCGAUCCAUUUCCAUGUGGCGCCUCUGUCUACACCCGAGCAUUUUCACUCGUCGAUAGGUGGUACAAAUAUUUUAAAAUCGCGCUGAUCUCUCCUCUCUUUUAGCAAUUAUCGCGUCUUUAUACCUUUCGUCCAUAUGCUGAGUGAGACACGAACUAUAUUUGUCUAACAAAGAAAACUCGUUACUUGAAAAGAAUAAUCCUUUUCAACCGAAUACACCAAAAGACGGAUAUUGCUGCAUGUUUUAUGUAAAAAUGGUUUAUUUGAAUACAUUCUGGAAAAAAGGGAGAACUGGUUUAAAAUUGCCAAAGUUAUUUGUGUCCUUAGUCAUGGAAACAUCUGUUGUGAUAAAAAUUGAUAUUUAUGCAUAAUGUAUGAAUCAACCUGCGUCCACUUUGUACGAAUUGUCUACCCUGCCACAAAAUACUUCAUCUCUGCAAGCAGUUUUUUUUUAAAGAUUUUUUAUCUGGAAUAAUAAACACAACACAUAAUAUGUAAAUAGGCGUGAAAAAUUUCACUCGAAGAAAUCAAACACGACUAAAUAGAAUUUUCCGUCCGGCUUUCUCAUUAAAACUGCGUCUGCGUGUUUUAACAAAAUAUUAUAGCGCUUUUUAAGAAUUAUAUUUGCAUAAAACCAUUUAGUAGAGCAACAGAGAUGAAAGUACUUUGAAUGCAAGCAAAGCAUCAUGAACCAGACAUUUUGUGAAUCCAUUGCAACAAAAUUAAUGUUCCAGUGUUCAUUUUAUUGGAUGUGCACCAAUUUGACACUGAUUGUGUUAGUCAGUCUGCCAGGCGAGAGAUAAACCUAUUGUUUAGGCAGACAAUAUUAUGGAUACAAUUUAGUUAUAGCUUUUGUUGCUUAUUAACUAUUGCCAAAAAUUCGGUUGUUAGUCCUCAUACGGAUAAUUUAGUUGACUUGUUUACUGUGGCUUAUUAAGUGAUGUUAAGAAAAAAAAUUGUGUUGAUGGUUAGAGCGUGGAUUCACGUGGAAAAAGGAAUCCAGAUCCGUUUUGGUUACUGUGAUACCUUCGUAGAGUGAGUAAUCAAGGAGUGAAGCUUCCUGUGUCUGCGUGUCACUUGUUAUUGACCAGUCCUAGUGUCCAAACGUGUUUGCCAAUAAAUUGAAUAAAAAUAUGAUGAAACGUAAUUCUCACAUACGCAAAAACUCCUUAAAGUAUGCCACAAUUGAAAUUCAAAAUUGCUUGGUCGUUAAUUAAUUGAUUUUAUUUAAACUAAAACAAGAAAUUGAGGCCCCAACUGCUGUGUCUCCAACGGCAGGAUCGUCACCUCAACUGCACAUUAAGGAUUUUUUACAUUGCCUGGCUCAUACAGCUCUAGUUUUGUGCUACACAAGCUCAAUCUUGUUUGAAAUUUUGCAGAGGCAAUACAGAAAAGGCUUUUGUAUUUAAGAAUAUUGCUUUAUAAGCGCAAUAUUAUGCUGGUUUAAUUAAUUUCCAUUUUUGA